Messenger RNA from Diversispora eburnea, 123 nucleotides. Lineage: Eukaryota; Fungi; Glomeromycota; Glomeromycetes; Diversisporales; Diversisporaceae. The record is from the annotation of a GenBank genome assembly.
AUGCCAUGUUAUAAUGAAUGUGUAGAGGAUAGCAUCAAUCGAUAUAUUCGAACCAGAUUAUUUAGAAACACAGAAUCAAAGAAUCGAUUAUCAUCAUCAGAAUUGGAAUUUGCGGAAAAGUGA